Cuscuta campestris is the source of this 1141-nucleotide messenger RNA. Lineage: Eukaryota; Viridiplantae; Streptophyta; Magnoliopsida; Solanales; Convolvulaceae. The record is from the annotation of a GenBank genome assembly.
GAGAGAUUGGCAACAAGAGAGACGAAGAAGACGAAAGAAAUAAGAGAGAACCCUGUCUCGCCUGAGAGGGUUGGAGAGGAGAGAUGGGCGGCUGGGCAAUCGCCGUGCACGGCGGAGCCGGAGUAGACCCUAACCUUCCCCUGGAGCGCCAACAACAGGCCAAGGCUCUCCUCACUCGCUGCCUCAAUCUCGGCAUCUCCGCCCUCCGCUCCUCCCUCCCGGCUAUCGACGUCGUCGAGCUCGUCGUUCGAGAAUUGGAAACGGAUCCACUGUUCAACUCCGGCCGCGGAUCUGCUCUGACGGAGAAAGGGACGGUGGAGAUGGAGGCCAGCAUCAUGGACGGGAACGGCAGGCGAUGCGGCGCCGUUUCAGGGAUCACAGCAGUGAAGAACCCCAUCUCCCUCGCCCGCCUCGUCAUGGACAAGUCUCCUCACUCUUAUUUGGCCUUCUCCGGCGCCGAGGAGUUCGCCAAGCAACAGGGAGUCGAAAUGGUCGGCAACGACUACUUCGUCACCGAGGACAACGUCGGAAUGUUGAAGCUCGCAAAGGAAGCCAAAGCCAUUCUGUUCGAUUACCGGAUUCCGCUUGAAUCGACGUGCGGAGCGGCGGCGGAGAGCCCGAUUCAGAUGAACGGGCUUCCGAUAAGCAUAUACGCGCCGGAGACGGUGGGGUGCGUGGUGGUGGACGGCGAGGGGAGGUGCGCCGCCGCGACGUCGACCGGCGGGCUGAUGAACAAGAUGACCGGGAGGAUCGGCGACUCCCCGAUCAUCGGGGCCGGGACCUACGCGUGCGAGGUGUGCGGAGUGUCGUGCACCGGGGAAGGGGAGGCCAUCCUGCGUGGGACCCUUGCACGUGACGUGGCGGCGCUAAUGGAGUACAAGGGAUUGGGCCUCCAGGAAGCGGUGGACCACGUGGUCCAGAAGAGGCUGGACCAAGGGAAGGCGGGCCUUAUAGCUGUGUCCAAUAAGGGGGAAGUGGCCUAUGGGUUUAACUGUGUUGGGAUGUUUAGAGGUUUUGCCACUGAAGAUGGGUUCAUGGAAGUUGGGAUUUGGGACUGAAUAAAUUUUCUCAUAUUUAUUUUUUGGGUGUCUUUUGUAAUUUUCCUUUGUUGGUGGGUUUUGAAUAAACUUAAACUUGUCCU